Molecule: messenger RNA, 1185 nt
Organism: Cladophialophora carrionii CBS 160.54
Lineage: Eukaryota; Fungi; Ascomycota; Eurotiomycetes; Chaetothyriales; Herpotrichiellaceae
Exons: 1
Coding region: 1-1185 (394 amino acids)
Cellular component (GO): cytoplasm
Source: RefSeq, a predicted model, not a curated record
AUGGAUGAUGACGACGAUGAAGUCCCCAACCUCAUCCAAAGUGGGGAGAACGAAAUCAACAAAGCCAAUACAUACAGCACCGGCACCUCGACUUUGAAGAAGGUACCGAUCACGAUCGUCACUGGCUAUCUCGGGGCCGGCAAAACGACUCUACUGAAUUACAUCCUGACCGCCGAGCACGGCAAGAAGAUUGCUGUGAUUCUCAACGAAUUCGGCAACACGGCGGACAUUGAGAAAUCCCUGACCGUCAACCAAGGAGAUCAAUCGUCAACGGAAUGGAUCCCCCUCGCGAACGGGUGUAUCUGCUGCAGCGUCAAGGACUCCGGCGUGGCGGCGCUGGAGUCGCUCGUCGAGCGGCAGAAGAACUUCGAUUACAUACUGCUCGAGACCACCGGCGUGGCCGACCCGGGCAACAUUGCGCCCAUGUUCUGGCUGGACGAGGGUCUGGGGAGCAGUAUCUACCUGGACGCGAUCGUCACGGUCGUCGAUGCCAAGAACAUCCUGAGAAGUCUGGACGAGCCUGCUCCCGAGGAGGUCCCGGACGAGGAGGAGAAGAAUGCUCAACAUCACCAUGAGACGCCCCUCCUGACGACCGCCCACCUUCAAAUCUCCCAUGCCGACACCAUCAUCCUCAACAAGACGGACCUCGUCACCGAUACCGAGCUUGCCGCCGUCCAAGCACGAAUAUCUUCCAUUAACGGCCUCGCACGUAUCAUCCUGACGAAACAUUCCCAAGUCGACAAUCUGAGCGGCACGAUCCUGGAUCUCGACGCUUACUCAACUUUCCCCACUGCGACCUCGAGCGGGACUGCAAUGCCCGACUUCGCAUCCAAGGGCCACUCCCACCUGGACCCGACUAUAUCCACGUUGACCAUUCCCUUGCCGCCAUUCGAUCCGCAGAAACUGCCGCUCCUCGUCGGCUGGCUGGAGACCAUCCUCUGGGACGCUGAAGAGCGACAGAAAGGCAGAAGUACAAGGUAUGAAGUGCAUAGGACCAAAGGCUUGGUGAGAUGUACAGAUGGAUCCAGUCGGGUUGUGCAGGGCGUGCGAGAGAUCUUCGAACUGAUCGAAGUCCCGCCCACUGCGGAUGCGGAAAAGGCAGGGGCAGAAGGCAAGAUUGUUUUCAUCGGGAGGAAUGUAGAUCUCAUCCGGGACAUAGAGAAUGGAGGGUUUGAUCAUCAUUAA